Messenger RNA from Scedosporium apiospermum, 2298 nucleotides. Its product is annotated as Acyltransferase. Bases 1 to 2298 code for a protein of 765 amino acids. Lineage: Eukaryota; Fungi; Ascomycota; Sordariomycetes; Microascales; Microascaceae. Gene Ontology annotation, molecular function: glycerone-phosphate O-acyltransferase activity; glycerol-3-phosphate O-acyltransferase activity. Gene Ontology annotation, biological process: phospholipid biosynthetic process. The record is from RefSeq and is a predicted model, not a curated record. The transcript is spliced from 2 exons. Gene Ontology annotation, cellular component: endoplasmic reticulum membrane.
AUGGAGAGGGACGCAGAGCGCGGGGGCAGUCCCCCGUCGAAGGAGCUCUAUCCUAUGGUGAACUGGAAGUACGACGUGUUCCUGUGGGUUAUCGGCAUUGUCAUCGAUUUGUUUUUCAGAGAGAUUCAACCUAGAGGAUCGUGGAAGGUGCCUAGGGAGGGUCCUGUAUUGUUUGUUGCUGCUCCGCAUGCCAAUCAGUUCGUCGACGCUAUUAUCCUCCAACGAACGCUGCGACGCGAAGCCAACCGUCGAGUCUCACUCCUCAUCGCCCAAAAAUCCGUCCAUGGCUUCAUCGGCUGGGGUUCCCGACAGGUCGGGUCCGUCCCCGUCGGCCGAGCGCAGGAUUCCGCCAAGCCCGCCACGGGGACGAUAUACCUCCCCGAUCCCAUCAACGAUCCCACACUGAUUCGCGGCGUCGGCACCAAGUUCGGAGAGGGUGAAGGCGAGGUCGGCGGCAUGUUGUUCCUGCCAUCGGUUAAGGGCAAGACGGGCGCGAGCGUUGACAUCGCCAAGAUUAUCGGACCCGAGGAAAUCCGCAUUAAGAGGGCGCUGAAGGGAAAGAUACCCAUGGAGCAGCUGACGGGCCGCGACGAUAUCGACGCGGACGGGAAGUUCUUGAACAAGGAGCUCAAGGGCGCUAAGGAAGGGUUCAAGGGAACUAAGUUCAAGCUGGCGCCCCAUAUUGACCAGACCAAGGUCUACGAAGCUGUGUUUGCCCGUCUGCGCGCUGGUGGCUGUGUCGGUAUCUUCCCCGAGGGCGGUAGCCACGAUCGCACCGAGCUUCUGCCUCUCAAGGCCGGCGUUGCUAUCAUGGCGCUGGGCGCUCUCGCCGAGGCUCCCGAUUGCGGCUUGACCAUCGUCCCCGUUGGGAUGAACUACUUCCACCCGCACAAGUUCCGAUCUCGAGCUGUGGUAGAGUUCGGAGCGCCGUUCCACAUCCCUCCCCGCUUGGUCGAACUCUACAAGAAUAAUCAGCGACGAGAAGCCAUUGGCGAGCUUCUCGACGCCGUCUACAAUGCUCUUAGUUCCGUUACCGUCUCGACGCCCGAUUACGAUACCCUCAUGCUCAUCCAGGCGGCACGACGACUUUAUAACCCCACCGGCAAGGUCCUCCCGCUGCCCGUCGUGGUUGAACUCAACCGCCGCCUCGCGCUCGGCUACGAAAAGUACAAGAACGACGACCGCAUCAUCGAACUCCGCGCCGCCGUCAAGAAAUACAACAAGCAGCUUCAGUACCUCAAUCUUCGCGACCACCAAGUCGAAUACGCCAAUCGCUCGGUGCCCUGGGUCAUCUUCACCCUCCUCUUCCGUGUGUUCCGCCUAGGCCUCCUCCUCAUCGGCGUUCUGCCCGGGCUAGUACUCUUCUCGCCCGUGUUCGUGGCCACUAAAGCCAUCAGCCGGAAAAAGGCGCGCGAGGCCCUCGCGGCGUCGACGGUCAAGAUCCAGGGUAAAGAUGUCAUGGCUACGUGGAAGGUGUUGGUGGCUAUGGCAUUCGCGCCGGCGCUGUACCACUUCUACUCGAUCAUCGUCACGCUGAAGGUCUACCAGGAUCGCAUCUGGGGAAUCGUCCCGGAGUGGGCGCCGCUGUGGCUCGUAUACGUGGUGUCGUUCAUCGUCAUGAUCGCCAUCACGUUUGCGGCCUUCAGGGUCGGCGAGGUCGGCAUGGAUAUCUUCAAGUCGCUGAGGCCGCUUGUUUUGUGUCUGCUCCCUAGCUCGCAGCACAGUAUCUACGCGUUGCGCGAGAAGCGCGCCGAGCUGAGCCGUCGCGUUACGGACCUUAUUAACACCCUCGGGCCGGACAUGUUUCCCGAUUUCGAGAGGACACGACUCGUCAGCCCCGGAGAGAAACCCGUCGACGCUACCAUAACGGCGGCGGUGGCGGCGGACGAACGGACCGCCGCUAAGCCUAGGCUACCACGACGAGAUAGCGAGGAGGCGGCCUUCGGCCUGGAGCCCGAGACCCCACCUUACUUCUCGCGCCGCCCCACGAUCCAGUCGUCUGCGGGUCUCCCGCGCAACGAGUCGUACAGUAACAUCGGCGGCGUUGGCAUGUUCUCGACGAGGCCGCCCUCGCGCAGCAGAAGCCGGAGCCGGAGCAGCAGUAGUGGCGGGGGGUUCCCGAUUAGCGCGUUUACGACGCUGGAUUCGACGGGGGGCUUUGAUGAGGCUUCGAGGAGGAUUAGGGAGGCGAUGAGGGAGAGGAGGAGGAAGAAUGCGGCGAAGAUGGUGGUGGAUGCGGAGGAUAGUGAGGAGGAGGAUGAGGAGGAGUAUGAUGAGGCGAGGAAGAAGAAUGAGUGA